Lytechinus variegatus (green sea urchin) is the source of this 2838-nucleotide messenger RNA. Its product is annotated as tetraspanin-9-like. Gene Ontology annotation, cellular component: membrane. The coding region runs from base 226 to 942 and encodes 238 amino acids. NCBI's taxonomy places the organism in Eukaryota, Metazoa, Echinodermata, Echinoidea, Temnopleuroida, Toxopneustidae. The transcript is spliced from 7 exons. The record is from RefSeq and is a predicted model, not a curated record.
UCAAAAAGCUCAUAAGCUGGAGAACAGUUAGCAGUGUAGGAGUACCGCCCAUUUUCUCUCUCCGUUUUGGUUUCAACGCCACAGAAAAAGGAAUACUUUGGGCUUUUAAAUCUUUGCUUCCCUUGAGCAGGAUUUGUUAAUUGAGGAUAAGCAAUCGCUUUGGGAAAAGGUGAGAGUGGGUUUGGAAUCAUCUGUUUCAUCUAGUUGAUCAAUAAUCACUUCAGAAUGGCUUUAGAAGGCUGCGCAAGGAUCGUCAAGAUCCUUAUGUUUAUCUUCAACUUCAUCUUCUUUGUCGCUGGUAUCGUUGUGCUCGCUGUUGGUAUCUAUGUCAAUGUCGUUGACGGAGACUUCGCUCAGAUCCUCCCCAGCUUACCGUACCUCAGCGCAGGCAAUCUCCUGAUCGCAUGCGGUGUCAUCGUCCUCGUCGUUGGGUUCCUCGGAUGCUGCGGUGCCAUCAAGGAAAGCCCAUGCAUGCUCCUCAUUUUCUUCUUCCUGCUCCUACUCAUCCUCAUCCUUGAAAUCGCUGCUGGUGCCCUUGCCUUCACAUACAGGAACAAGGUCGAAGAGUUUGUCAUCAAGGAUCUUACCACUGGACUCUCACAAUACAACAAGUCUCAGUCACUUACCAAGGCAUGGGAUAUCCUUCAGUCAGAUCUGCAAUGUUGCGGUGUGAACACAUCCGAUGACUGGCAAAGUCCCAACAUCACGCUGGCAGGACCAUUUCCAGACUCGUGUUGUAAGGAUGGGUUUGAGAAGGACUGUGCAAUAAGAGUUGGUGCUGUGCCAUGGGAUGUGGGCUGCCAAGGAAAACUCACGAUGAAGCUCCGCGAUAACAUCUACAUUGUUGGUGCCAUUGGAAUUGCAUUUGGUCUUAUUCAGGUCCUCGGUCUGGUGUUCUCCAUGUGCCUCUACUGCUCCAUAAGAGACGGAACUAAGGCAUAAGAUGGGGUACCGGUCUUUAGUAUAUUUAAAUGGUUACAUCAAUUAUGCAUGAUUUGUAAUUAACUUAAUUCAGUGUCACACAAUAUUGUAAGGGACAGAGGGGUAUUUGUUACAAAUUUUCCAGGAGUGGUUCCAACAUUUUCUCAAGAUAUAGUAUUUAAGUUAUUGAAAGCUGGGUGAUUUUCUUUUUAAUUGUGUACAUGUUGAUUAAAAUUUCGAGUAAUGUUGAACUUUGUUGCUGUGAUUUUGACGAUUUGAAUGCGAUGAAUGUCAUAUGCCAGGCAUGCUACUGCCAUAAGGUGAUCAUGUGAUCACCAUGGGGUGAUCAUGUGAUUGCCAUUGGGGGAUCACGUGAUCACCAUGGGGUGAUCAUGUGAUUGCCAUAAGGUGAUCAUGUGAUCACCAUGGGGUGAACAUGUGAUCGCCAUUGGGGAUCAUGUGAUCGCCAUGGGGUGAACAUGUGAUUGCCAUAAGGUGGUCAUGUGAUCACCACGGGGUGAACAUGUGAUUGCCAUUGGGGAUCAUAUGAUCAUCAUGUGGUGACCAUAUGAUCUUUGUCUGAAAGUCAUGUCAAGGGCAUACCAGUAGCAUUCCAUUGUAUACAUUCACCAUUGUGACAUUUCACCUGUGACGUUUCACCUUUGACCUAAAGUUACCUUAACUACGAUAUAGUGAACUCUUGAAAACUGCCUUUUCUAAAAUGUCAACUUUAUCUUCUUUCGAUUUAUUCAACCAACAAUCUAUUUUUCAUACUGAAUUUUUCGUCUUCCUUCCAGAAGCAAACACUUCUUUUUUUACCUCACAUCAUUGCUGGGUCGAACAAAAGGCAAUAUUAUUCUUAGAUUUUAAUUCUUGAAUUGAAAUCGAAAACAAUUUAUCCUUUUUAUAUAAAAAAAUUGUCACUAUUUUUCUUACCACGAUUUGGGCAGUCUAUUAAAAUGAUUAUACAAUGUUAACGAAACUCUGAAGAGAGAUAAACAAAAGUGACACAAUUUAUUUUGUAUUUGGCCAAAAAAUAUUUUCAUAAGAGAAGAUAAGUUUAUUAGGGAGAUUUGUUAUAUGGGGAUGAAUGUAAAGCUACUUCGCUUUUUUUUCAGAAUUGUACUUAACAACCGGCUUGAAAUAUUCACCAAUAUUUCCAGUUAAUGCAAAAUUACUUUUUCAGAGUUUUCCAACUCUUCUUCCUGUAUUGAAUAGAUUCACAACGACUCACCCUAUUUUUAGUCUGAAAACGCAAUGAAACGAGGCUGAUGUUUCAAAAUACAUUCAGGGAUUGGACUAAAACUUGCCUUUUGGUAGUUUCUUGUAGACGGGUUAGAGAAUUAGACUCUUUCAACAUUUAAAAGCUGACUACCGUACACAGAUUUUUAAGAGGCUGUAUUUUUUGUAUAAAUUUUAUUGACUAUGCUGAAUGUAUCAUUGUGGUGGAGGUAGGGUUUAGUCGUCUUUUAUGUAUAGUUGCCAAUUUGAGGAUUACACCAUGUUUUAGUACAAUGAUCAGUGUAGAAAAUUGUAACAAUGUUAUUCUAUACGGACUUGUUCAUAUAUGAUUGAUUCAUGCUAAUGACGGUAAUAGUGGAAAAAGUAAAACUUUUCCUAAGAUUUUUUUACUAGAGGUAUGAAAAUCAUGCAAUUUUUGGUGGAAUGACUUCGAUUUCAGUCUUUCUCCUGGGUAAUUUUUACACUUUUUCACAGCUUUUUAAUUUUUCAUGAAUGUUUGAUACAAGAGCGUUGGUUUUCAUGAUUAUGUAUGUAGUGACACAGGAUAGCAUACAAGUUAUGUAAUUAUGUAGAACAUACUCUUUUGCAUGGUUAUCUUGCUAGUUUUAAUAUGUCUGUUUUUAGGGAGAUAUGGUGUUUUAUGAAAUUUAUUUCUUCUUUCUGUAUUAAAAUUCA